GAAGAAGAAGAAGAAGAAGAAGAAGAAGUUGGUUGUCAGUCUGAGAGUAAAUAACCGUCAACUGGUCGCUGGCUGGAGAUUUCACGUUUAUCCGUGAAGGAAAAUACGUUGUAUUCGUGGUGAACGAGUAGCUCUCUUGGGACGGUUUAAUUCCUCCGGUUAGAGGUGUUUUACAACUAGCGGUAUGUUCGGGAAGAAGAAGAGGACUCCUUUGCCAAAGGGCCAGGGCGCAACUGCGGCCAAACAGAUGGGUUUGUUUGUGGACUUCAACCCAGAGGAGAUGACGCAGGACAUGGAUGAUCCGACCGUGGGUGAUGCUGAUCUCGAAGCAGAGUUAUCAGCUCUCACUGGGGGCAAGCCUGCUGGAGGGAGACUAAAGCAGAAAGAACCUGCUGCUGAAAAGCAUCCCCAUUGCAUGGUUCUGCCACCACCAUGCUUCACGGAGUGUCUUCAGUCUGGCCACUCCCCCCAUAAAGCCCAGAUUGGUGAAGUGCUGUGGAGACUGUUGUCCUUCUGGAAGUUUCUCCCAUCUCAGCCAAGGAACUCUGUAGUUCCUCUCAGUGAUCAUUGGGUUCUUGGUCACCUCCCUGACCAAGGGCAUCCUUGCCCGGUUGUUCAGUUUGGUCAGACAGCAUUGGGUUCUUGCAUUGGGUUCUUGGUCAUCUCAGCCAAGGGCCUCCUGCCCAGUUUUCAGUUUGAAUGUCCAAGCCCCUUACCUAUGGAGAAUAUAGCCAGAAUGGCAGAGGAGUGUAUGAAGGAUAUAUACGACGACGAUGAUGAUGAUGAUUAUAACCUGGAAGAUGAUGAAGAUUUACUGGCUGAGCUGCAGGAAGUGGUGGGUGACGAGGAAACGGAGGAUCAUGUGACACCCACCUCCACGGAAGAGCCUCCGCGAUCACCACCCCAGUUAGCUCCUCCUGCGGUACCCGGCAGUCUGCAGCACACCUUGGAGGAGAGACUGAGGAUGUACCGGACAGCGGUCGCUCACGCCAAGGCCUCAGGGGAAUCGUCUAAAGCACGGAGAUACGACAGAGGGAUCCAGAGCCUGGAGUCCAUGCUGGUCUCAUUGAAGAAGGGGAGGAAGGUGGAUGAGGCUGACAUCCCCCCACCUGUAGCCGGUGGAGCCCCAACCUCCACCGCCCCCCCACGACGUGCUCCUCCCCCUCCACCCUCUGGUCUUGAACCUGAACCGACACCUCCACAACAGCAGGGGGAGCCAGAGGCUGCUGCUCCUGCUGAAAUGUUACCCGUACCUGUCUCACCUGAGGCAGUAUCACCCAGCAGUGAGGAGGAGCUGUCUAUCUCUACCCUGGCCACUGUCAGCAGCCAUCCUAGCACUGAGGGAGAGGAAGAGACUGGACAGGCCAGCACAGUAGGCGAGGCCACGAAGGCGAUGCUGUUAGGCAGACAGAGGGAGUAUAAAGUGGCGGCUCUGAAAGCCAAGCAGCAAGGAGACAUGGAACAAGUCAAACUCUACUUCAGGACCAGCAAGAGGUUUGACGCGGUGAUCGAAGCGUUGGAGAAGGGGCAGGAGGUGGACCUGAGUUGCCUGCCACCCUCACUAUCCUCGGGGGUCAUCUCAGCCUUAUCUGGCCCAGACAAAGAACCCGGUCCUGGACAGAUGUCAAGCCCCAAUCCCCCUGCCUCCACACCUCCAGCCCCCUCUGCUGUCCCGGCCCAGCCUAAAGACGUCCUGGAGGCCCUGGAGCAGCGGAGAGACCGGUAUCAGGAGGCCUGCGCCCAGGCCAAAGCCAGCGGAGACGACCGCAAGGCCCGCAUGCACGAGCGCAUCGCCAAGCAAUACCAGAGUGCCAUCCGCACCCACAAAGCAGGACGAGCUGUCAACUAUGCUGAGCUGCCUGUCCCCCCAGGGUUUCCUCCAAUCCCUGGCCAGGAGGGGGGGGCGGGAGCUGAGCAGGGAUUCGCUGCCAUGCUGGAGGCAGCCAAUAAGCUGGCAUCUGAGGAAACCAUAGUGACAGGAGAGGAGGAAGGAGAGAAUGAGGAGAGCAAGCCUCCUGUUCCUGAGUCACUGCUAGUGGUAAUAGGAAGUCAUUUCAGAAACACGUUGUUCUUCUCCUCGCCUACAGCGCUACAGCAGUUGGACUUUGUGGAGGGACGCAGGCAGCAGUACGUGAAGGCAGCGUUGCAGGCCAAACAGAAGAACGACAUGGACGCAGCCAGAACCCUGCUCCGUACCGCCAAGGGACUGGAGCCGCUCAUCGACGCCGUCAAGGCAGGCAAACACGUCGACAUCAGCAAGGUGCCGUCGCCCCCUGGUGACGAGGAUGAGGACUUCAUCCUGGUUCAUCACAGUGAAGUCCAGAUCUCAGAGAAGGCAGAUGAGGUCUACACUCAACUGGCCAAGAUGCUCAAGGAACAGUACGAGAAUUGCAUGACUUAUUCCAAGCAGUUCACUCAUCUGGGUAACAUCGCUGAGACCACCAAGUUUGAGAAGAUGGCAGAGAGUUGUAAGAAGAGUCUGGAGAUGUUGAAGCUGUCCCAGUCGAAGAGACUGGACCCUCCUAAACAUCACUUUGAGGAGAGGACAUACCACACCGUCAGGAUCUUCCCAGAGCUCAGUAGUACAGAGAUGGUGGUGGUGGUCGUCAGAGGGAUGAAUCUGCCUGCUCCUUCAGGUAUAGCUACCAAUGAUCUGGAUGCCUAUGUCAAGUUUGACUUCCCCUAUCCCAGUACGGAACAACCCCAGAAACACAGAACGGCCGUGGUCAAGAACACCAACUCCCCAGAGUUCAACCAGGGCUUCACUCUGAACAUCAACCGGAACCACAGAGGCUUCAGGAGAGUGGUCCAAUCGAAAGGACUCAAACUGGAACUGCUGCACAAAGGGGGUUUCCUGCGGAGCGACAAGCCUAUCGGGACGGCCCACAUCAAACUGGAGAAACUGGAGACCGAGAGUGAAGUACGGGAGAUAGUGGAGGUGAUCGAUGGCCGUAAGCCUACCGGAGGACGUGUGGAGGUCAGGGUUCGCCUGAGAGAGCCUCUGAGUGGACAGGACCUUCAGACAACCACAGAACGCUGGUUAGUUCUGGACCAGUCACAGGUUCUUCUCUAACUGCUGCUCAGCUGGGGACAACUAGGAACACUCUAAAAAGAUGAUAAACGCUCCCGUUGUCCUCUGAUGAAGAUGACGGGAUGAUGAUGAUGAUGAAGAGGAGGAUGUUGUCGUGGCUGGCCUGUUUAGUCUUCCAGGGUUCUGGCAGUCCCGACACAGUCAACACGGGUCUUUUAGCUUGUAAACAUUUUGCACACAGAGCGAUGGAGCUUCUCUACACUCUGGGGGUGGGGGGGGGGGUAGAAAUGGGCUCCAUGUUUAGCUAACCUUAAGAUAACAUUGGCUGGGAUUCAAAAGGAGCCUUUUACAGGUCAUCGUUUUCCCCCCCUGAGCUGAUUUUCUGAGUCCUAGUUCAAUACCCUGCUGAUUUUGAAAGACAGCGACGUAGUUAGUCUCUCUCUAAUAUAUUAUUCACCUAUUGCACUUAUUCUACCAAAGUAAUCACUGUUGCUGUACGAUGCUGCAUAUUUCAAUUGCCUUGAAUAUCUGCCCUACUGUUAAUGAUCACAAUGAUAAUGUGUGAUAAUAACUUGCAUCGCUCAAAAAGUACUUCUUUGCUACAUUGUUGGUGGUUGUUCCGAGGACUGUUUUGUUUCUAUUCACUGGAGCAGUUAUAGGUCUGGAUUCAAACUGAUUAAGACCCCCCGUUUUAUAGCAGCUUGACAUUUUUUUUUUGAAAGGGAAUGCAAUCUCCACAUAUAAUAAUAAUAAUAAUAAUAAUAUAAUAAUAAUAAUAUAUGCCAUUUAGCAGACGCUUUUAUCCAAAGCGACUUACAGUCAUGUGUGCAUACAUUCUACGUAUGGGUGGUCCCGGGAAUCGAACCCACUACCCUGGCGUUACAAGCGCCAUGCUCUACCAACUGAGCUACAGAAGGACCACAUACGCGGUAACAUUGCCCUUUUUUAUUUUUUUUUUGUAAAAGCUGCAUUGUUGACGAGCGAGGUUGGAUCCCGUCUCUAAUACCAGAACGGGAUAAUGUUCACGCUCGCACCACAGGUGGACAUGACUGAAUUUACAGAUGUCUAGGCUACCACUGCUACUGGAUGUUCAAAGGCAAAUUGGUCAACUGACAUAAGCAUGUCAUAGGUACUCUCUAAGGUGUCAUAAGGCUACAUGGCUCUUGUGACCGUGUCACUUUUGAGGUGGAUAGUAAUAGAUCUGAUCUUGACCCUCUGUUCCCUAUGGGGCCCUGGUCAAAACUAGUGCACUAAAUGGCGAUUAUGGUGCUGUUUGAGAAAGAUGUCAUUUAUGUUGGGAUUGUUUUGUGUUUUAAACCGAAGAGACUCGUAAGUUUACACUUUAUAGCUGUGAUCCUCCGUACAUAGAUUACCUGUUGGGUUCAGCUGAGCUUUUAGCCAAGAAUUUUUUUUUGUCUGCGUGUAAAUCUUAAAAAUGCUUAACAGCAAAGCCAUUAUGGUUACACGGACACCGAUGCUUUUCAAUGGGGGCGUCCAGUACAGUGUGUUUUGGUAACUGUCCCACGGUCUGAGCCAAUUAUAUCCACCCAUUCUCUACUGAUAGCCAAUUAUAUCCCACUAGAACUUUACAAUGCUGUUUCUAUCAGAAUAUUGUGCAUCAAUGUGGUCCCGUCAAUUCAAAAUAUAUAUUUUAUUAGUUUAACAAAAUGCUUCCUCUGCUCCAAUAUGUUUAUGUAUAUUGGCAAGUUUAUCAUGAGACUAAAACUGUACACUUUUAUAGGACCUAAAAGGUACCUUUAAAAAAAGUCCCAAAAUGUGUAUUUGUGGCAUAAACGAAGCAUACAUUUUUAAGACUGCUUUUGACAUUUGUAAGAUUCAAUAAAGGAAAAAAAUGAU
This is a messenger RNA of Oncorhynchus keta (chum salmon), 4888 nucleotides long. RefSeq names its product coiled-coil and C2 domain containing 1B (gene cc2d1b). Lineage: Eukaryota; Metazoa; Chordata; Actinopteri; Salmoniformes; Salmonidae. The record is from RefSeq and is a predicted model, not a curated record. The transcript has 28 exons. Gene Ontology annotation, molecular function: DNA-binding transcription repressor activity, RNA polymerase II-specific; RNA polymerase II cis-regulatory region sequence-specific DNA binding. Gene Ontology annotation, biological process: regulation of transcription by RNA polymerase II. Bases 185 to 3073 code for a protein of 962 amino acids. Gene Ontology annotation, cellular component: nucleus.